AUGGGACAAGCAUGUGUAGCAGUGGAUCCUAGCCUGACAUUGUAUCGGAGCUGUUUGGCGACAGACCCCUGUGGGCCCCAACUAUCUGACGACAAGCUUCGCCUGUGCAGCGAAAAAAUUAGUGAUGUUCUUGCUCCACUUUCCCUACCGGCACGCACGCACGCAGCCGACGACAAAACAACGACAGAUCUACAUGCGGCUCAAGAUAAAGAUGGGUUGAGUGGGUCUGGAGCUCAAGAGUUCGUGGAUUCCCAAGCAACUAGUGAAUUCGCUCGGCAAACCUUGGGUUGCUUGAGUGCAUCGCGAUCUUGCAGACAAUUUACUGAUCCAGAAACUGCUGGGGAUUUGGGUGUUUGA
Molecule: messenger RNA, 357 nt
Organism: Bipolaris victoriae FI3
Lineage: Eukaryota; Fungi; Ascomycota; Dothideomycetes; Pleosporales; Pleosporaceae
Exons: 1
Coding region: 1-357 (118 amino acids)
Source: RefSeq, a predicted model, not a curated record